AUGAAUUUUUAAAUCCUUGAACUUUUAUCACAAUUACCAUCUAAAAAAUAUAUUAGAAAACUAUUUGAAUAUGCUUAUUUAUUUAGAAAAAAGCUAAAUUCAUUUUAAGAAUAUAUGGAAACAUCUGUAAGUGCUUGA
Paramecium sonneborni is the source of this 138-nucleotide messenger RNA. NCBI's taxonomy places the organism in Eukaryota, Ciliophora, Oligohymenophorea, Peniculida, Parameciidae. The record is from the annotation of a GenBank genome assembly.